AUGUUCUCCUCGAAGUGUGUGCUUCUCGCCCUCGUCGCCUUCUCCGGCACAGUAUGGGCCCGAUCGGCUGUUACCAAUGGCAACGCCAUCCCAUCCGAAGAGACUGCAAGGACCGACGAGACCUCGACCUCCUCAUACCUGGGUGACUUCAAAUUCAUGUACAAAGUGUAUCAGGAGUGCGCCGCCACGGAUCUCACCUCGUGCCUCAAGAUGAAGCUGAUCACCGCCAUGGACCGCGCCGCCCGCAACUUCAACCAAGUGCCCAUCUUCGAAGGAGUCAGCUUCGUCAAGGAAGACAACACCAACGUCAACGCCGAAUCAUCCCCGAUCACCGAAGCCCAAAUCGAAGCUCAACUCCCCAGAUCCCUCACCGAACGCGACGGAGCCUUGAACAACAUCAUCUUCGACAAAGUCGGCAACUUCCUCCAAACCCACACCCUCCAGGUCAAGCCUAACGAAAUCGCCAGGGCUUUCAACGGAGAGGAACGUGGCAAGAAGAAGAAGAUGGGCGGUCUCCUCCUCAUCCCCUUGAUCUUGGGAGGAACUUUGGUGCCUUUGGCUCUCGGCGCUCUCGCUCUUUUGGCUGGUAAAGCUUUGAUCGUCUCGAAACUCGCUUUGGUUCUCGCCGGUAUCAUUGGGCUUAAGAAGCUCUUGGGAGGCGGUGGCGGCGGACACGAAUCCGGACAUGAAGUCGUCGUUUCCGGUGGACACGGACACGGAUCUGGAUGGGGACGCGCCUACCAGAAGGAGGAAGCCCAGAACAUCGCUUACAACGCGUACGCACCAAAGGCUGUCUCCAGUUAAACACCACCACUCUCGUUCUUCAGCGAUAUCAUUCCAAGUACCUCAU
Nicrophorus vespilloides is the source of this 850-nucleotide messenger RNA. RefSeq lists its product as uncharacterized. Lineage: Eukaryota; Metazoa; Arthropoda; Insecta; Coleoptera; Silphidae. The transcript has 2 exons. Bases 1 to 804 code for a protein of 267 amino acids. The record is from RefSeq and is a predicted model, not a curated record.